Messenger RNA from Lactuca saligna, 402 nucleotides. The record is from the annotation of a GenBank genome assembly. Lineage: Eukaryota; Viridiplantae; Streptophyta; Magnoliopsida; Asterales; Asteraceae.
AUGGACACUUUGCGUCUGAUAAACAACAGGUAUGCAUCAAACAGAUUAGGAGAUGAUGGAUUGGAAAUUUUUGAAGAUAUGAGAAACCAUGGAUUACAACCAAAUGAAGAAACCUUACGUGUUGUUCUUGAAUCUUCUGCAGCGAUUUUUGGGAAAGCUGGACACCUUGAUCAAGCUUUGGAGUACAUCCAGACAUUACCGUUUGAACCCACAUCAGAAAUUUAUGAAGUUGUAGUGAACUAUGCUCGAAUCCAUGGAGAUAUAGAUCUUGAAGAUAGAGCUGAAGAGAUCUUAAUCAAUAGUGAACCAUCAAAGAUUAAUCUAAAAAGGAUUCCAACACCACUUCUUAAGAAAUUUCUUGCCAUUAACAUGCUUGAAGGUAAGAAUAGGGUGGGUGAGUAA